This is a messenger RNA of Hyaloscypha bicolor E, 1081 nucleotides long. RefSeq lists its product as uncharacterized. NCBI's taxonomy places the organism in Eukaryota, Fungi, Ascomycota, Leotiomycetes, Helotiales, Hyaloscyphaceae. The transcript is spliced from 2 exons. Bases 70 to 990 code for a protein of 306 amino acids. The record is from RefSeq and is a predicted model, not a curated record.
CUCUUGCCUACGUUUCCACACAACUGAUAUACGUCCCUCAACGCAUCUUCAGUGCAGGGAGACCCGAAAAUGGCGACCCGGGGCAAGUACGAUCUAUAUGUACAUGGCGAACCUAACCACCCGCACGCUAACAGGGAUUUGGGCGGCAACUUCGUACUGUUUUAUGUGGGUGAAGAUGAGGACGAGGCUUCGGUUCACGAGAAGAAGCUCCGCGAGCACUCCCAGCUGUUUGACAAUGCCUUCAAGCUUCCCCGCAGCGAACUCCUCCCAUUUCUCCAGCACCACCUUGGGGAGAGGGUUUCUUUGAGCCAGUACACUGGAGCAAUACGCCUGAAACAUUUUCACUUCCGCACCAAGGAUAUGAACACCCUUAUCGAGUGGUUGUACUGUUCUUCUCUACCGAUGGCUAUGAAGUUCAAGGACUUUUGUUGCCUCUACUACCUCGCUUCGAAGUUUCGGAUGCACAAACUGUUGAGCGAGCUCAUGGACUACAUUAAAACACUACACCUUGACUCUGGCAAGGUCUUUGAACCCACUCAGAUCAGCCACAUCUUCAAGAAUCGUGACGCUGGCGGUGGACAACUUUGGGAGUACUGCGCGAAGCAGACAAUUGGCUGCCUGGCUUGGGGAAAGGAGAGAAGUUCGUGGGUCUCGGAAUUCAAGGAAGUCUGCAGAGUCAACCUUGACCUGGGACCAGCAUUGUUUCAGGUACUGCUCGCUUCAGGCAAAUCCAUCUACAAGGAACAGCAUGGCAAAGCAUGCUGCGCUCGCUCUUCUGAGGCUAAGACAAAGAAAAGCAUGGAAGGUGAGUUGUCCGAUGUUGAGGAGUCUGAGGCCAAGAAGUUGAGAAAGGUCUGGCCGAAGAAGAGCGCACCCAGAAGAUCAAUCGACAAGAAGGACCGGUACAGUGGGCAGCGGCGGGUCGCCAAUUCGGUGUUGGAGGCCAACGAGAUCGCCAGGCGCCUGGUUGAAGAUGGUGGCAUUGCAUAAUUGUUCGACUUUGACUGGGGACAAUAUGACUUUCAAAUUCGGUGGUUGAGCGAUCUCAGGUAGUUUCUUCUCUUCACAUGGCAAUUGGAGG